Sardina pilchardus (European sardine) is the source of this 1664-nucleotide messenger RNA. It is a transcript of the gene lrrc17, whose product is annotated as leucine rich repeat containing 17. Gene Ontology annotation, biological process: excitatory synapse assembly; synaptic membrane adhesion; postsynaptic density protein 95 clustering. The transcript has 5 exons. The coding region runs from base 339 to 1664 and encodes 441 amino acids. Gene Ontology annotation, cellular component: plasma membrane; glutamatergic synapse; postsynaptic density membrane. NCBI's taxonomy places the organism in Eukaryota, Metazoa, Chordata, Actinopteri, Clupeiformes, Clupeidae. The record is from RefSeq and is a predicted model, not a curated record. Gene Ontology annotation, molecular function: protein binding.
GGAGCAGGAGGACCGCUCUUACGGAUUACAGGACUGCAUGCUCUGGACACCCCCCUACACACACACACACACACACACACACACGCGCGCGCACACACACACACACACACACACACACACACACACCCUCGCUGGAGUUCUCCCGGCUUUCUUUGUUCCUGCUGAGCUGCUGUGCAGUGAUUCCCGGGAUGAGGGCAAGCCAGGAGUCGUGAAAAGCUAGUUCUCCAGGGUUCCUGUGUCUUGAGGUACCACAGAGUUCUCCAGGGUUCCUGUGUCUUGAGGUACCAUAGAGUUCUCCAGGGUUCCUGUGGUUCCCCUGCGGGGCCCGUGGACGUGAGAUGGGGUUCUUCCGGGUUCUUGCGGUGCUGCUGGUGCUGCUGGUGCUGGGCGGAGCCGAGAGGAGGAGGGGCGGCGACGGGAGGCGUGGCCUGGUGAGGGGGCGUGGCCGAGCGCGCGCUGUGAAGCGAUUGGCUGAGGAGUGUAAGGAGUACGUGGAGGCGGGCGAGAAGUACCUGGACUGUCAGGACCGCGGCCUCACCUCCGUCCCCCCCGACUGGCCCGCGGACACGCAGCACCUGCUGCUCGCUCGGAACCACCUGCAGGUGCUGCGCGACGGAACCUUCAGCCACCUGCCGCGGCUGCGCUCGCUGGACCUGCAGCAGAACCGCAUCUCCCGCGUGGAGGACGGCGCCUUCGCCGGACUCGACCAGCUGCACUCGCUGCUGCUGCAGAACAACCGUCUGAGCGCGCUCAGUGAGGAGCCGCUCACCGCGCUGCCGCGCCUGCGCUACCUGCGUCUCUAUAGCAACCCCUGGCGCUGCGGCUGCGCGCUGGACAGCCUCGUGCGCACGCUGCAGGUGCCCGCCAACCGCCAGCUGGGCAACUUCGCCAAGUGCUCGGAGCCGCAGGAGCUGCGCGGGCUCAAGCUCAAGAGGCUGAAGGCCGACCUGCUGUGUGAAGCUCCGCCCCCCCCGGACCCCAACGCCCCGCCCACGCCCACAGGGGGCGGAGCCAGGCCGCCGGGCAUCAGCAAGCCGCAGGACGCCACCAGCCUGUGCCACACCUACAUGGUGCCGCGCCCGCGACUAGACUGCGCCCGCCGAGAUCUGCAGUACGUUCCCGCGGACAUCCCGCCGGACAUCGUGCAGAUGGACUUGUCCACCAACAGCAUCCAGAGGCUGCGGCCACGCGACUUCACCAGCGCCAAAGACCUCAAGACCCUCAACCUCAGCAGCAACGCCCUGGAGAGCAUCGAUACAGCUGCGUUCGCUGGGCUGCUGUACCUGCGUGAGCUGGACCUGUCCAACAACAGCCUGCAGUUCUUCCCGUACGGCGUGCUGGAGGACCUGUACUUCCUGAAGCGCUUGUCCCUGCGGGGAAACCCCUGGCGCUGCGACUACAGCAUCCACUACCUGCUGUACUGGCUCAAGCACCACCCGGGCGUGCAGCACUCGGGCCUGGUCUGCAGCGCGCCGCCCGAAUUCCGCGGGUGGAACGUGGAGGACUACGUCAAGACCUACAACGCCGACUGCCCCAAGGACUGGCAGGUGGGCGGAGCCAACGGAGGCGAGGUGACGGACAAGGGCGAGGCCAAUCAGGACACGGCGGCGGCGGCGCAGGAGCUGAAGGCGGAGACGGACGAGGAGGUGGAAGAGAGGCGUUAA